This is a messenger RNA of Oncorhynchus gorbuscha (pink salmon), 1655 nucleotides long. Its product is annotated as cytosolic sulfotransferase 3-like. Gene Ontology annotation, biological process: sulfation. The coding region runs from base 350 to 1240 and encodes 296 amino acids. The record is from RefSeq and is a predicted model, not a curated record. The transcript is spliced from 8 exons. Gene Ontology annotation, molecular function: sulfotransferase activity. Lineage: Eukaryota; Metazoa; Chordata; Actinopteri; Salmoniformes; Salmonidae. Gene Ontology annotation, cellular component: cytoplasm.
AAAGAAGUAUCAGAGUGAGUGUAUGUGUGCAUGUGAAGCAGAAGGAGGGUGGUCACUAACAGGGGAAUAAAAGGAUAUGGAGGGGGUGGCUUGACACAAUACAUCUGUGGUUGCAGUAACGAGAGAGAGAGAGUUCUGAACUUAUGUAAGAAGGAGUGGAGGUAAGAUAAGAAUGCGAAGCUGGGUUGGACAAUAUAAACCAAAACAAGAGAGAAAAUACAUUGCCUGUAGUGAGGGAAGAGAAAGGAACAGGGGAAGGAGAAGCAGAAGGACUGCUUGUACAGAGACAAGUAGAGACUGAAAAGCUGAGAAGUGUUGCUAAACAGGAUACUACUGAAUUCCAUUCAACAUGGAAAAUAUGGAGCUGCCACCUCGACCAAAUCUCUUUGACUUCCAUGGAGUCUCCAUGACCCACUAUUUCACUGACAACUGGGAGAACAUAAAAAACUUCCAGGCCAGGCCAGAUGAUAUCCUCAUUGUCACUUACCCCAAAGCAGGUACCACAUGGGUCUCCUACAUUCUAGACCUGCUGUAUUUUGGUCAGACAGCCCCUGAGCGUCAGAUUUCACUGCCUAUCUAUGAGAGGGUGCCUUUCCUGGAGAGUGACUUCCAUAUUCUCCCUCCAGGAACAGAGCUGGCAGACAAGUUAUCCACCUCUCCUCGCCUCAUCAAGACUCACCUCCCAGUCCAGUUGGUACCCAAGUCCUUCUGGGAGCAGAACUGCAGGGUAGUGUAUAUGGCCCGUAAUGCCAAGGACAAUGCAGUGUCUUAUUUCCACUUUGACCGUAUGAACCAGGCACAGCCAGAGCCAGGAGACUGGGACAACUUCUUACAGAGAUUCAUGGAUGGAAAGAUGGUGUUUGGUCCCUGGUACGAACAUGUAACUGUCUGGUGGGAGAGGAAACAGACUCACUCAAAACUCCACUACGUUUUCUAUGAAGAUAUGGUUGAGGAUACGGGGAGAGAGCUGGACAGGCUGUGCUCCUUCCUAGGUUUGUCUCCUUCAGCAGAGGAAAAGGAGAGGGUGAGAGGAGGAGUGCAGUUUGAUACUAUGAAGAAGAACAGCAUGGCCAACUAUUCCACCGUUCCAAUCAUGGAUUUCAAGAUCUCUCCAUUCAUGCGAAAAGGAAAGGUUGGUGACUGGAAGAAACAUUUCACUGUAGCCCAGAGUGAACAGUUUGAUGAAGACUAUAAGAAGAAGAUGAAGAACACCACCGUACAGUUCCGCACUGUAGUCUAGGGGUUGUGGUCAAGUUGAUUGUCUGAUUGUUUGUGGUCAGGUUGAUUGAUUGUGUAUUUGGCGCACAUAGACUUACGAUAGGCUUGGCUGGGGUGUCAGUCUUCCAUUGGUCCACAGUUAACUGGGUUAUAGUGUUGAAUAUACAGGGUGAGGAUCAUAUCGUAUCAUAUCCUGGAGUGUGAAUGAGAAAGAUCAUGAAGUGUCUUAUAUCAUUUUUUGAGAAUGAUUGAUGCUACUUUGAGAUAUGAGCUAUAGGUUGAGAACUAAAAACAAAAGUAAAAUGAGGACAUGCUGAACAGAACAUUCUUAGCAAUGUGAGCUAUUUGUAAAUCCUCUUGCCUGGUCUGUUUUUCAGAGUCUGAGAAAAAAACAGUGAGAGUCGAUACAGUAAUAAAUAUGUAAAUGGUGAAGAGUA